Daktulosphaira vitifoliae (grape phylloxera) is the source of this 4779-nucleotide messenger RNA. RefSeq names its product adenylate kinase 9-like. Bases 1 to 4779 code for a protein of 1592 amino acids. The transcript is spliced from 5 exons. Gene Ontology annotation, molecular function: UMP kinase activity; ATP binding. Gene Ontology annotation, cellular component: cytoplasm; nucleus. The record is from RefSeq and is a predicted model, not a curated record. Gene Ontology annotation, biological process: UDP biosynthetic process; CDP biosynthetic process. Lineage: Eukaryota; Metazoa; Arthropoda; Insecta; Hemiptera; Phylloxeridae.
AUGGACACUAUAUUUUCUAUUAAUCCACCAAACAUAUUAAUUUAUCUAAGUAUAAAUAACGACGAUAUUGACAAUUACUAUUUAAAAAUAGAAAAAAAAACAAUUAAACGAAAACUUUUUAAGGAAAAUGAAUUUUCACAUCACAAUAUACAUCUUAAUAUAGAAAAAAAUGAUAUGUUUAAUAACUCAUUUCCAAAUAAAAAGUUUAUUGACACUUAUAAUUAUGAAAAAUUUACUUUAAACGCUGUAGAAGAAACAAUUAAACGUUUUGACCCACAAUACGUUAUCACAUUAGAUGGGCGGCAACCUGUUCAAGAUAUAUUUAAAACUGUUGAAAUUAAAUUACGAACACUUCCACUUCAUAGGAUAGUUCAUCCAAAAAUGAUUCAAAAUGAUAAUAUUCCAAUUUGUAGAAGUAUAUCAAUAACAGAUCGAUAUGAAAUUGACAUCAUUGAUGAUAACAAUGCCGAAUCAGUUUUAUUUGGAACAGGAACACUUUUAUCAGAUAGUUUAAAUUCAAUUAACGAAUCAAAUAAAAAUUCAAGUGACCAAUAUUUACGUAAAAUUUCUGAUUAUGGUAAACUGUGUCCAGUGAGUUUGUAUAACGGAAAUUUAGUAAAUGGUAGCGAUCAUUAUACCAUUGAAUUUUUAGGAAAAUUAUACUUUUUUGUAGGAAUUUAUGAAAUGAAUUUAUUUUAUAAAUUUCCGCGCCAAUUUUUGGAAAUCCCAAGACCAAACAUUCCUGUAAAAGCUAUUUUUUAUGGGCCAUCAAUUUUAGUGGAUCCUUUAGCUAAAGCUACAUGUGAAUUUUUCAAGUUUAAGUUAAUAAACAUUAAUUCAAUAAAACAAACAUAUGAACAAAAUUCACAAAAAAUCUUUAUUGCUACUAUUGUUGAUGCAAUUAAAACAAUUACAAAGGAACAUGUGAAAUCAAAAAUUGAACAAAGAAAUAAAGUCAAAAACAUACAAAAAGCUAUAGGAAGAUGGAUGCAUCUAUACUUUGGUGUAAAAUUCAAUAAACAAAAUUAUUAUAGAGAAGUAAACUUGAAUGUAUACGAAGAAAUAGAAGAUGAAUAUAACUUUGAAUAUGACCAAGAGGCUGAAGAAAACUUUAAUAAUUAUGAUAUAUUACAACUAAGACUUUUCUUUAAAAAGAAUGGAAUAAAAUUUAUUGAAAAUUUCGAUUCAUGUAUCGAAGCUUAUAACAAGCCCGAGAUACUUUUAAAUUAUUUUCGUGGGAUAUCAAUUGAAAAUUACAAAGACUUCAGAAAAAUUUACUACAAGAAAAAUUGCAUUGCACAGUUUGACAUAGUAAACAUAAUACUUCAAGAUAUACAGAAAAGGAGAGAGCAAUAUUUAAAUUGGGUUAUGAUAAAUGCACCAAUGGAUUAUUUAUUUUUAAGAAAAUUAAAAGAAGUAGAUCUGUGUCCUAUUCAAUUAGUAUACAUUCAGGAUGCAGAUCCCUUGCAUAAAUUAUUUCUAAGCAAUAUUUUAUUAAGUGAAAAUAUUGAGCUAGUAAUUUGGGAAUCAUUUGAAAAUGUAAAAAAAGGUUCAAGAUUUGAUGCAAAGGCGAAUCAAAAACCGUAUUCCCAAUUUUUAAGUCAAAUUGAAAAUAAUUCAAAUAUGAUUUAUAGCGAAGAUAAACUUUUAAUGGAAGAAUUUUAUGAAAUAAUCAACUCAGAAGUAGAUGAAGAAAUUAACGAAGAUGUGAAUUUUAUAAGCCACGAACAACUACUGGAGACUAUUAUUCCUGAAAUAAUAGAAAGAAUAAAUCAAUACAUCGAAAGUUAUAACAAACAAUGGCUAAUAUUUAAAAAUGAAGUAUCUAAUAAGUGUAAAAACUUCUUUGAUUUUUCUGUUAUAAAUACUAAAUCAAAAGGUACUGACUUGGACAAAUUUAAAAACUUGAUUGAAGAUACGUUGUAUCAUAUAAAAAAAUUUAAUUCAAAUCAAGCUAUAGAAGUGCCUUUUUUAUCAUCAAAAUCAACUCCAAAAGUUUCUAUACAUAAUGGAGACACCUCUAUUUACUGUCCGGUAAAGCUCACAGAAAAUAAACUUAUACUAGGAUCAAACAAAUACAGAGCAAUUUAUAAAAAUAAAUUUUAUUUUAUGUGUUCCGAAGAUUCGUAUAAAACUUUUAUUUCAAAUCCCCAAAAAUAUUCAUCAUAUAUUAAUCCUAUAAUAUAUUAUCCAAAACCUAAAAUUUCUAUACUUCAUUCAUUUGGCCAAAGCAUAAACAAAUUAACAAAUGAAUUAAAAACAAAAUUAAACUUUACAGUUGUUGAAUUUUUUUCAAUGAUUCAACAAAUUAUACCUAAAAAUAUGCCAAUGCUUGGUCAGAUUUUUGAAGAACCAACAUUAAAAAAAUUUAUGGAUGAUUAUCUUAUAGAUGACAACUUUUAUUUUAAAAACAAUAUUACAAAAAUCCGAAAAUACAUUGAUAUGGAAAAUUCACACUUAACCGAUAAAGAUUGGCUAAAAAUGAAUUCAUUAUUCCAUCAAAUAGAAGAUAAUUUAUGCUAUAUAAACUAUCCAAGAAAGUCAACAGAACUAAUGUAUUUAAAAGAAAACAAUAUAUCACCUGAUAUUAUAAUACAUAUUACAAGCAAUCCACAAGAAAUUCAUAAUAAAGCAAAAGAGAUAGUAACUAAUAAUUGGUUAAGUUAUCAAGCUAGUAUAUUAGAAAAAAUAAUUGAAAAAGAUACUAUAACUAGACAGAAUUACUUAAAAACCCGAUCUGAAUUUUUCAAAAAUAAGUUAAAAGAAAUAGACAAAAUAAGAAAUAAUGAUGCAUUAAAAAUGCGUGUUAACCGAAUGAUUAAAGCAAUAGUAUUAGAUGCAAUAAAAGAUCCAAAUAUUAUGUUAUAUGAUUACUUCAGUACUUUAGAUAAAAUUGAAAAUAUAGUAGACUCUCAACUACCUAAUCCAAUGUAUCUCUUAAAGAAAGGAUUUAUUGAUCAAUUUCCAACACCUUCUGACAAUAUGAUUCAACGUUAUUUAGAAUCUGAAAAUAAAGAAAUUUUGAAUAUGAAAUACUUUGCUGAAGAAUUUAAUAUUCCUUGGAUAACACUAUCAGACUCUAAAUAUUAUGCAGAAGUGCUAUCAAUUCUAAAAAACAUUUUAAUAAAAAAUGAAAACAUUUUUGAAAAUGUUUUUGAGGUAGAAUUUAAAACAGCAGAACAAAUGUUAUCUAGCGGUGAAGUGUUUCUAAGUAAAUUUGGUUACUGGUGUCCAAUUCAAUCGUAUGAAAAUAAUGAUUUUAUACAAAAUUAUUUGGUAAAUGAUUUAAACGACACUAUAUAUCCAAUAAUUCAUAGAAAGUAUGUAUAUUAUAUUCACAACGUAUCCAAUCGUACUAAGUUCAUUACACAUCCGUUAAAAUAUAUUCUUCAACCAUUUUUUCAGCCCCCAAAUAUAUCAAUCAGAAUGGCUAUUGUUGGACCUCCCAAAAGUGGAAAAUCCUUUUACGCUAAAAAAUUAUGCGAAAAGUUUGGGUUUCAAUUAAUUUGUGUUGAAAAAGCCAUAAAAGCCUAUUUAAAAAUGACUAGUUUGAUAAAGAAUGCUAGAUUAACAUUGAAAAUAUUAAGUCAAGGGGAUACAUUGCCAGAUUCUGUUCUAGUAGAAAUUAUUAAAUAUGCGAUGCAAAGUACUCGGGCAAAAGUUCAAGGAUAUAUAAUUGAUGGCUAUCCAAUUACAAAAACACAAUUUGAACUUUUUAAUAAAUCAGGGAUUAUUUUUCAUAAAAUAUUCAAUAUAAUUAAAUCAUACGAACAAUGUAAACACAAUAUGAAAUAUGAUGAUAAUUUAUUGAGAUUAUCUUCAAAAACGAAACAUGAUAAAUGGAACAAUAUAUUUGUUGGAAGCUUCUGGUUAGAGGACAAUUUUGGAAACACUACAAGUCUAAGAGAUUUAUCUCAGUUAGAAAAUGAAACUAUGAAAUGUGUGAAAUCUUUACGCGAAUAUCAUAAAAAUAUACAUAAUAACAAAGCAUGUAGUUUGACGGAUGUUCCAAUAACAAAACGUGAACGUACGGAAAAAAUGAGCUUGUUUCUAGACAUUUGUCCAGUUUGCAAAGUAAAAGAAAAUCGUUUAACUAGACCACAAAGUUCCUUAGCCUUAAAAUCAAAUUUAAUACAAUACGAAAUGUACUUCUACUGGACAUGUUCUAAGCACACACAGAAGUUUAUAAAGGAUCCAAAAAGAUUUAUAGAAAAAACGCCUCAUGAACCAGUGCUAUUGCCCAUUGAGACUAAUUUAAAUAAAUUAAUGAAUAACAUUUUUGCAAACUCAGAAAAUUUUUUAAAAUAUUGCGUAGUAUGUGCAUUAUCAUGUUUAUGGGACCCAAUAUACAAACAAGGAAAAUCAAAUUUUUUGGUUACAUAUUCCAAAUAUUCGUUUGCAUUAUGUUCUCUAAAAUGUAAAACAAAAUUUAUGGAAAGACCAUUCUUAUACAGUCAAUACAAAAUGCAUGUUUGUGAACCAAAAAUAUGGGAAUCAUGUCAUGCACAACUUUCAGUGAGCCAAUUACCUUUACUAGGAUAUCUAGAACAAACUAUUGCUGGCCCAAGUAGUUUAGCAUUGAAAAAGUUGAUAGCUAUGAAACCUCUUUAUCCAGGAUUAUCUGAAACAACAUCAGCCAUGGUUUUUUUAGGAUUAUGCAUGGGAACAUGGGUACAAGAUGAUGAAAUAGCUAGCUAUUAUAAAAAAUUAUUUAACCUUUACAUGGAAAGUGUUCAACGCUUCAAAAUGCAAGUAUUCAAAUUAAAACUAUUGACGUAA